Messenger RNA from Brassicogethes aeneus, 1236 nucleotides. The record is from the annotation of a GenBank genome assembly. NCBI's taxonomy places the organism in Eukaryota, Metazoa, Arthropoda, Insecta, Coleoptera, Nitidulidae.
AUGCAUCAAAAUAACGGCUUUCAAAGUAAAAGUGAUUUUUUCUUUUUCAACAGAUGGAUUUUAAAAAUUGCUGGAUUGUGGUUACCUGAGAAUAAAACCUGGUAUGUUCAGCUUAUUUACAAGAUAUAUGCUUUAACUAUAUUCAUAUCAAUGUACUGUUUUUUCGUAAUGACCGAGUUUAUAUCUCUACUUUAUACGUAUAGUGACUUAAACGAUUUAAUAAAGAACUUAAGCUUUUGUUUAACCGAUUUAUUGGCCACAGGAAAAGUUGUAUUUUGGUAUUUCAACAUAAGAAAAUUGCAAAGGAUUAUACAAAGAUUGGAGGAAGAUCAAUUAAAGUACGAAAGGUGUGAAGAUUUUGACCCGGAGGAGAUAUUUUACAGCUACAAAAUUUUCGGGGUUAAAGCAACAGGGACAUUUUUGGGCUUUGGUUUAUUGACUUUUUUCGCUUCGUGUGUACCUCCGAUAUUAUCGACUCUAAAAGUACUAAUCACAAAUGAUGAAUUUAAACCUCAACCGCUCGUAUAUUACGCCUGGACCCCUUUCAAUUAUGACACCCCUAAAAUGUAUUUGAUAGCACAAAUUUACCAGGCUACCUCCUUGAUUUCAAAAGUUCAAAAUGUCGUUGGGCUGGAUACGUUAAUAAUGAACCUCAUGAAUUUCAUUGCUUAUCAUUUUACUUUGAUUCAACAAGCCUUUUUAACAAUUACUCAAAGAAAGCUACAAAGGCGGAUUUCUUUACAAAAUUUAACUCCUGAAGAACAUAAAAUUAUGGACAAAGAGAUGAAGGAAAUGUGCAAACAAGUACAAAAAAUAUUAGGGAUUUGUAAGGAAUUAGAAAACAUCCAACGCUACCUUAUAUUUUUUCAAACAAUGGCAACUUUGUUCAUUCUUUGUACCUGUCUAUAUCUAGUCUCAUCGAAACCUUUGUUUAGUGACGAAUUUUUCGGAGAGGCAUUUUACUUAAUAUCAAUGGGAACUCAGUUUUUUCUUUUCUGUUGGUUCGGAAACGAAGUCACCUUAAAAGCCGAUCAAUUGUCCAUGUUUAUUUGGAGGUCGAAUUGGAUUGCAAUGAGUAAACAAUUCAAAGAUAGUAUGAUUUUAACUUUGCUUAUCCUGAAAAAACCUAUUUAUUUUUCCAUUGGCAAUUUUGGAGCUUUGACUCUUUCAACUUUUAUGAAUAUUGCCAAGACAUCCUAUUCAUUGUUUGCAUUAAUUCAACAAAAAAGUGAAUGA